AUGGUCAACUUCACCGUCGACGAGAUCAGGCAGCUGAUGAACAAGCCGUCCAAUGUUCGAAACAUGAGCGUUAUUGCCCAUGUCGAUCACGGCAAGUCUACACUGACCGACUCCCUCCUGGCUAAGGCUGGUAUCAUCUCCACCGGAAAGGCUGGAGAUGCUCGUGCCACCGACACCAGAGCCGACGAGCAGGAGCGUGGUAUCACCAUCAAGUCGACCGCCAUCUCCCUGUACGCCACUCUCCCCGAUGAGGAGGACCUCAAGGACAUCGUCGGCCAGAAGGUCGACGGCAAGGACUUCUUGAUCAACCUGAUCGACUCUCCCGGGCACGUUGAUUUCUCCUCUGAGGUCACUGCUGCUCUGCGAGUCACUGAUGGUGCUCUUGUCGUCGUCGACACCAUUGAGGGUGUUUGCGUCCAGACCGAGACCGUUUUGCGACAGGCUCUUGGUGAGCGUAUCAAGCCCGUUGUUAUCAUCAACAAGGUUGAUCGUGCUCUUCUUGAGCUUCAGGUCGAGAAGGAGGAUCUGUAUCAGUCCUUCUCAAGAACCAUUGAGUCCGUCAACGUCAUUAUCUCGACAUAUCUUGACAAAACUCUUGGUGACGUCCAGGUCUACCCCGACAAGGGUACCGUCGCUUUCGGUUCCGGUCUCCACGGAUGGGCUUUCACCAUCCGCCAGUUCGCUGUCCGUUAUGCCAAGAAGUUCGGUGUUGACCGAAACAAGAUGAUGGAGCGUCUGUGGGGUGACAACUACUUCAACCCUGCCACCAAGAAGUGGACCAAGAACGGCACUCAUAACGGCAAGAACCUUGAGCGUGCCUUCAACCAGUUCAUUCUGGACCCCAUCUUCAAGAUCUUCGCCGCUGUGAUGAACUUCAAGAAGGACGAGGUUGAGUCUCUUCUCACCAAGCUGGACCUCAAGCUCCCCGCCUCCGAGAAGGACAAGGAGGGCAAGCAGCUGCUGAAGGUUGUCAUGCGCACUUUCCUUCCCGCUGCCGACUCUCUUCUGGAGAUGAUGAUUCUUCACCUGCCUUCCCCCGUCACCGCCCAGAAGUACCGUGCUGAGACUCUGUACGAGGGUCCCCCUGAUGAUGAGGCUGCCAUUGGUAUCCGUGACUGCGACCCCAAGGCUCCUCUCAUGCUGUACGUCUCCAAGAUGGUGCCGACCUCCGAUAAGGGUCGUUUCUACGCCUUCGGUCGUGUCUUCGCCGGUACCGUCCGAUCCGGUCUCAAGGUCCGCAUUCAGGGCCCCAACUACGUCCCUGGCAAGAAGGAGGAUCUGUUCGUCAAGGCUAUCCAGCGUACCGUCCUGAUGAUGGGUGGCAAGGUCGAGCCCAUUGACGACAUGCCUGCCGGAAACAUCGUCGGUCUGGUCGGUAUCGAUCAGUUCCUGCUGAAGUCCGGUACCCUGACCACCAGCGAGACUGCCCACAACCUGAAGGUCAUGAAGUUCUCCGUCUCUCCUGUCGUGCAGCGAUCCGUCCAGGUCAAGAACGCCCAGGAUCUUCCCAAGCUGGUCGAAGGUCUCAAGCGUCUGUCCAAGUCUGACCCUUGCGUCCUGAUUACCUCCAACGAGGCUGGUGAGCACGUUGUUGCUGGUGCCGGUGAGCUGCAUCUCGAGAUUUGCUUGAACGAUCUCGAGCACGACCACGCUGGUGUCCCUCUCAUCAUCUCCGACCCCGUCGUUCAGUACCGUGAGACUGUCGCUGGCAAGUCAAGCAUGACUGCUCUGUCCAAGUCCCCCAACAAGCACAACCGUCUGUACAUGGUUGCUGAGCCCAUGGAUGAGGAGCUCUCUCAGGCUAUCGAGCAGGGCAAGGUCAGCCCUCGUGAUGAUUUCAAGGCACGUGCUCGUGUCCUUGCCGAUGACUUCGGCUGGGAUGUCACCGAUGCCCGAAAGAUCUGGACUUUUGGCCCUGACACCACCGGUGCCAACUUGCUGGUUGACCAGACCAAGGCUGUUCAGUACCUGAACGAAAUCAAGGACUCCGUCGUGUCUGGUUUCCAGUGGGCAACGAGAGAAGGCCCGAUUGCUGAGGAGCCGAUGCGCUCCGUCCGCUUCAACAUUCUUGAUGUUACCCUGCACGCUGAUGCCAUUCACCGUGGUGGUGGACAGAUCAUCCCGACUGCCCGUCGUGUCCUGUACGCUGCUCACCUGUUGGCUGAGCCUUCUCUGCUUGAGCCCGUCUUCCUGGUUGAGAUCCAGGUGCCUGAGCAGGCAAUGGGUGGUGUCUAUGGUGUCCUGACCCGACGACGUGGUCACGUCUUCCACGAGGAGCAGCGUCCUGGCACUCCUCUCUUCACCAUCAAGGCCUACCUGCCCGUCAUGGAGUCCUUCGGUUUCAACGGUGAUCUGCGCCAGGGUACCUCCGGACAGGCUUUCCCCACCCUUGUCUUCGACCACUGGCAGACUCUGCCUGGUGGUUCUCCUCUGGACCCCACCUCUCUCACUGGAAAGGUUGUCCAGGAUAUGCGUAAGCGCAAGGGUAUCAAGGUUGAGGUUCCGGGCUAUGAAAACUACUAUGACAAGCUGUAA
Molecule: messenger RNA, 2535 nt
Organism: Phaeoacremonium minimum UCRPA7
Lineage: Eukaryota; Fungi; Ascomycota; Sordariomycetes; Togniniales; Togniniaceae
Product: putative elongation factor 2 protein
Exons: 7
Coding region: 1-2535 (844 amino acids)
Biological process (GO): translational elongation
Cellular component (GO): cytosol; ribonucleoprotein complex
Molecular function (GO): GTP binding; ribosome binding; translation elongation factor activity
Source: RefSeq, a predicted model, not a curated record